ACAUCCCUUCUCUCCUCCACUUGUCCUACAUCUUCAAACGAAAUAAAUUUGUGAUAAAAAUUCAGCACGAUUUUCUGAUUCUGAUCAAAUCGAUUCGAAAUUAGCAAUGUCAAAAUUAUAAAUUCAACCCGGCGCAGUAGUUAAUUUCUGUUCAGAAACAGGUAAAAUGUAACUAUAUUUCAUCUUUCCAAUUCAAUCAAUUCAAAGCACCAUUUCGUUGAGCCAAGUUUCUGUAUAGUUCCACUUCAUUUACAAUGUUACGAUGGACAAGUCUUCGUCGAGCUAUAAAAAUCACCAAGUACCCCCAUAGCGUUGCGAGUUCUACAGCUCCUGGUGCUGAAAUCAAGCCUUCCGAGCAACCUAUAAAAACUGAAGAAUCGGAAAAGGAUCGUUCUACUAUGGUCGCUGCUGCAUUUGCUUCUCUUCGAGAGUUAUCAGUUACAACCAAGCGUCAUGCUUCUCCGGCCGAAGUCAAAAUUACGGAAGCAGCAGAUCUUGACGCUUUGCUUACAAUCGCCGAUAAUCGUCUUUCUAAAAAAGUCGCACUAAAGAUCGUUUCGAAGUUAGCCGAUUGGGCUAGUAUGGGUAAAGUAAAGAUGGCCGAUUUCGAAGGCGAUGUGAGAUACGCAAGAGUAUGCAGAGCACUUGGGCAAAAUGCUGGUAAUCAAGAUUUGAGUGAUUUAUCAGUCGUUCUUGGUAUUGCUGCUGAGGAACAGGCUGCCAAACUCAUCACGUCGAUUAGUCUACCUCAAAUGAUCAAAGUAAUGAAUUCGUUAGGCGUCAAGGGCAGAAGAUCUACUCCUUUAUUGAGAGCAUUAUCGUUCAAUAUUGGUAGAGCAACGGAAACCUUAAAUUUGAAACAAGCUAGCGACGUAUUUUUUGCUUGCGCCACGUUGAAUUUUCCUGACGAAGUUUUACUAGCCAAAGUUACCGCAGAUAUAGCUGUUGAACUGAACAAAAAUAAAACACCUGCAUUGGUCAGUUCAAUAGCUACGAGUGUCGGGAGAUUGAAGUAUAGAGACGCAGAAUUGCUAGAAAGUCUGUGUGACUGGUUGGUGGAACAUUCAACUGUUUGUCGAAUGAAAGACUAUAUUUCUUAUUUAUUAGCUUUAGGCAGUUUACAUUAUGUUCCAGAGAAAUUUUCACGUUUUCAUCAGCUAAUGAAACCAUCCUUGAAAGAAUUCGAAAUGGCCAGCCAGCUGGAAUGGUUGGAUGUAGUGUGGUCUUUGGUGGUAUUGGAGAAAUACGAUGAAACAUUGCUGUCAUCAGUCCUAAAUCCGAAAUUCAUUUCUCAAUUGGCUUAUUCGAAUGAAGAUUAUCACGUUGCUACUAAAAUCAAGUUACUAAACAUCAACGGAGCUGCUCAGCAACUUGGAAGUAGCUACGAAGGUCCAUUAUUACCCAAAACGUCAACAAUUUACAAUGCUGCGUUAAUGCGAACGAAAGAGAAGCAGGCAUUCGUCAACUGUAUAAAAGAUUCAUUUUCAAAUCUCGUAGAUGUUUCCGAGCAUUUUAAAACCGAUGUAAAUACUGAAAUGGGAUUUCUUAUAGAUUUCGAAGGUCGAUUGGACUCCAACUCUCAGUUGAUCAAAGUAUCAAAAUGGUCUGAAGAAGCAGGCCAAAAAGUUGCUGUAAUGGGUCGUGAUUACCGUGACGUCUGCCGCGGAAGUAUAGAAGAUCCGCACGGAAAAACUGCUUUAUAUCAUCGAUUAUUAGAGAAUUCCGAUUAUAAAGUGAUGAUUAUUCCUUUUUAUGAUUUCAACCCUCGAGAUAAACUCUUUUCUAGAGUUCAGUAUUUAGAGAACAAGCUGAAGAAUUGUAUUGCUAGGAGUUGAAUUGUGUAACGAUGUAGAUUUUAUUAAUUUUAAUCUGUUUUUAUGUAAGAAAACAAUUACGAUUUUAUCAAGAUCAUUAAAUCGUUCGACAAUGUUAA
Planococcus citri (citrus mealybug) is the source of this 1933-nucleotide messenger RNA. RefSeq names its product FAST kinase domain-containing protein 4. Gene Ontology annotation, cellular component: ribonucleoprotein granule; mitochondrial matrix. Bases 255 to 1835 code for a protein of 526 amino acids. Gene Ontology annotation, biological process: regulation of mitochondrial mRNA stability; mitochondrial RNA processing. The record is from RefSeq and is a predicted model, not a curated record. Lineage: Eukaryota; Metazoa; Arthropoda; Insecta; Hemiptera; Pseudococcidae. The transcript is spliced from 11 exons. Gene Ontology annotation, molecular function: RNA binding.